Rhopalosiphum maidis (corn leaf aphid) is the source of this 3683-nucleotide messenger RNA. Its product is annotated as probable serine/threonine-protein kinase DDB_G0282963. The coding region runs from base 610 to 2085 and encodes 491 amino acids. The transcript is spliced from 2 exons. Lineage: Eukaryota; Metazoa; Arthropoda; Insecta; Hemiptera; Aphididae. The record is from RefSeq and is a predicted model, not a curated record.
UCUCCAGUUCGCCUUCUGCCCGUCUGCCGGCCACAAGUGCCAGCGUUCGUUUCGCUCGUUCAUCACACGGCCGCCGCCCGACGACGACGUCGCUACUCGCUCGUUCGCUCCGUGACCACCGACGCCGUCGCCGCCCCGCCCCGCGCCCAUUGCGAGAGCGCGCGCGUGUGUAAUUGAUUCCAUAAUCUGUCCCAGUCUAAUUUCGCGCGCCCGUCCGUGUGCGUCGCAGUGUCCGUCCGUCUUGGUGUUUGCGGUGCGUUGUUCUCGCGUCCCAGCGACCGACCGCCAAAAAUCGCACGCGACUAUUUAUCGAUAUUACUAAUUUUUUUUUUCUAUCAUACGUUUGAACGGCGCGUUUGUGCGAAUAAUUAAUUUUCGCGACCGUCCACAGAAAACAUUAAUUUUUACCGACUAUUGACGAGUGUUCGUUUUUUUUUUUUUUAUUUUUUUUUUUUAUAAUAUAAAAAAAAUCAAUUAUCGGUUACCCGGUUCGUGCCGAGAUCGUUGACGAUAUUAAUGGUGCACGUCAUCUGUUUCGGUCAUAUUUUUGGAUUACUGUUCUUCCGCUCCGGAUUCACCGAAUGAUAUGCUAUUGGUGAAUCACGACAAAUGCUUGUGGACAUGAGACCCGUUGAGUCCAGCGAGAACAUUACGAUUAUGGACGAGAUCGACGAGCUGUUGGGCACCCGGAGAAGUUAUGGCUGGAACUCGGGUUCGCGGCCAUCGAUGAUUAGCGCCAAGUACCGGCUUAAAGAGGAGCGGCGCAAGGUGCUCAAGAUAUCUGUAAACAAGAUGAAGAAGAUCGACGACGCCGAGAGCUCGUUGUGCCGGUCUGUGUUGAUCAACAACACGGUGAAGAGGCUGCAGGCCGAGACCAGGGACGAUCGGACCACGGGACGGACGUCACCCGCCUCGCCGCCUUCACCGACGUCCGCCGGUUACGGUUACCAUGGUCCUCAGCAGACGCAACCCUGCGGUGGUCCGGGAGGUAAUCCACAACUCGUGGACAUCACCAACCUCAGGGAAUCGUCCUGCACCAAUGGUACCGGGAGCGUAGGAGUUGGCGGUAACCCGGUCGCGGGUGGCAAGACCCUGACCAAUAACAACAACAACAACAACAACAACAACAAUAAUAUUAGUAGUAACAACAAUAACAACAACAAUAAACCGCUGACGGAAGCGCAGUCGUUGUUGUUGGCGGCGGCCGACCACCACCACCACCACCACCUACUACACCACCAUCAUUUACAACACCACCACCACAACAACAAUCAUCAUCACCACCACCACCAACUACAACAACAGCAAAACCACCACCACCACCUUCACCAUCACCACCAUCACCAACAGCAGCAGCAGUCGUCUUCGGCAGCCACGCCCGGUGGACCGUUGCCGUACGGGUACGACGACGACGUGGAAGACGAAGAAGUCGAUGACGAAGAAGUCGACGACGAUGAAGUCGACGACGACACGAUCGCGUCUAUAAUGAUGCAAUUACCGUCGUCGUCACCCCGUAGUAAGCGGAAGCGGUGCGUGGACGAACCACUGGAUGACCUGUUGUCGCAGUUCAUCAACAACAACCAACGCGAGGACGAGGACGUGAACGUGGUGGACUUGGACCUGCACGAGUAUCCGGCCGCCAAGAGACUGAGGACGGACGAGGCAGCCGCCGCUGCAGCCGCAGCGGCCGUCGCGGCCGUUGUUGCGGGCACUACCCCGUCAGCGGACGCGGCCUCCUCGGCCACCGACCUAUGUUCACCCGACUGUUGGUCGUUGAUGGACACGUGUUGCGACGACUCUCUCGACCUGUACGGUGGCCAGGUGCCGGCCGCGGUCGAACACCAGGACGUGUUGCUGCAGCCCACCACCACGUCGGUAGACUGCUGUUCGUCGCUGUCACUACCGCCGCCGCCGCCGACCCCGUCGCUCGACGAACAGCAUCAGCAUUACGGCGUGGCCACGUCAUCGUCGUCAUCAGCCACUGGGUCAACGUCGCCAACGAAUUUGUCGUGCGGACAGGCGUCCAUGUUCAGCGAGAUGCAAUCGGCCAUGUUUCGCAACCUGAUCGCUUCGCUCGAGUCUUAACCGCCAUUGGUGUCGUUCCCCGACCACCGAAAAGGCGGUCGACAAACCUAACAAAAACGUAUAAUUUUGUUUUCACUUAAACGACUGUCUCCUAAAGUAUAUUUUUAUUUCAUUUAACCGAAUACACACCUGUUUUAACAACGGCGUGUGUGUUGUGUACGUCUUAUCCUUUUAUCACGUUUUUGUACACAUAAUCACGUCCGAUAUGAUUGUGUUAUUAUUUUAUGUGCAGUCCGGGAGACUUAUACAAAAAAUGACCAUUUUUUUUUUUUUUUAUUAUUAUUUUAUGUGCAAUAAACGACCAAUUCGCGCAAAUGUUUUUUUCGUUUUUCUCUCUGUAUCUAUUUUUUUUUUUAUUAUUAUUAUUAUUACUUUAUAUUACUAUUAUAAAUAUAUAUGAAAUGUAUCUUUUUUUUUGUUUUUAAAACGUUUUUCAACGUUCUUACGAAUAAGUUUACAUUUGAUUAUGUUAUUCAUUUUACGCAUAAUCACGUGUAUCGCGAAAGUGACGUGUACAUAGAUAAUGAUAAUAUAAUUAUGAAUGUAUUUUUGUUUUUCGUAACUGUAGAUAAUCAAACAAGGGCUGUGUUAAAUUCAUCCAAUCGGUCUCUUUUUUUUUUUAAUCGAACGAAAAGAGUAUAAAAUAAAAUUAUAUAAUAAUAUGUAUGUAUAAAAUUAAAAUAUGAUAUUAUGAGAAUGUUUAACUAUAUUAUAUGAUAUUAAACAACAUAGACAAUAUAUUAUUAAAGUAGACAAUUUUAUAGAAAACCGAUUGGGGUAUAGGCUAAUCGGUAGUGAUAGUACAAAAAAAAAAAAAAGAAAAAAAAUGAUAAAUUCUAACAGAUUGUUUUUAUUUUGUGUUUUCGUUAUUUUUCUUGUAGAAUCAGGAGCACAAGGGAGGGGGAAUGCUUUACGCGAGUUCUCAUAUUCGGCGGCCGUAUAGACAUUGUUUUCCUAUAUUAAAUACGUAUAAUAUAUAAAUAUUAUAUGGUUUAAUUAUAUUAAUAUUAUAUAAUAUGAUAAAAGAAAGUUUUUUAACAUUUUUUUUAGUGUUUCGCUGCUACUAGACAAAAAAUUUUUAGUGCGAUUAUUACGUUUAAGCUAUGUAAGGAACAGUCUUCCUGACUUUUUCCAAACUUAAUUUUUUUUUACUGUGUGAUAAUAAUAUAUUUAUUUUAGCGACUUUAGCAUAAAAUUUUGUAUAAAACGAGAUGUAAUAGAAACGCGAUGAAAAUAAAUAAACAAAUAAAAUAUGAACACUGUCCGGGCGGCUAAUUAUUGAUGUUAUAUUAUGUUAGUUAAUUUUUUUUUGUUUCGUUAAAAAGAAAAUAAUACAAAACCGCCAUCAUAACCUAACCUACUAUACACAUUACGCGUGCAGGAGAAAGUGCAGCGGUCUUUCGCGCAUUUCGUUUUAUCGUUUCAUUAUGUGUUGUUAAUAAUCGUUCGUUUUGUACAAUUCGCAAAACCGAAACAGGCGCCCCCCCCUCCAAAAAUAAAAUAAAUUAAUAAAAAAUACUCGUCUGGGCUCCGUUACUUAAGUCUUCCUUUAUUUAUUUUUAUUAUUAUUAUUAUUUUUUUUUAAAACGUGAGAUUAU